Messenger RNA from Letharia columbiana, 519 nucleotides. RefSeq lists its product as uncharacterized. The record is from RefSeq and is a predicted model, not a curated record. The transcript is spliced from 2 exons. The coding region runs from base 1 to 519 and encodes 172 amino acids. Lineage: Eukaryota; Fungi; Ascomycota; Lecanoromycetes; Lecanorales; Parmeliaceae.
AUGCCUGGUGGUGAAACACAAGUCUACAAGAGUGGCAGGAGACCUGGGCCUGUAAUACCCAACCCACAAGAUCUAGAACUACGAAGAGAGCUCGAGCAAGAAGACUCCCUCGCCCACCGCCAAGAUCUCCGUGAGCAUCGACAUCUCGACCGCAGACAGCAAAGAGAACGCCUUGAUGAACUCGUUCCCCGCGCCGAAGCCGGUAGCAAAGACCGCAUUCUGGAGAAGAAGCGCGAGAAAGCGGACUCGAACCGUGCUUUUGCUUCCGCUAAGAUGGAAGCUGGAGGCGUGGAAGAAGUGCCUGAGUCAGAUUUGCUGGGGGAUGAAGAUGGGGGACCCGAGGGGUUCAAGAAGCAGAAAAAAGAGAUGGAUAGGAAGAAGAACGAGAGGGAGGUGCGGAGAGAGGAGAUCUUGAGGGCUAGGAUGGUGGAGUUGGAAGAGAGAAGGAGGGAAUAUCGGGCUAAAGAGGAGAAGACGAUGAGCGGGCUGGUUGCAUUGGCGAAGGCAAGAUUUGGAUGA